Molecule: messenger RNA, 3780 nt
Organism: Vanessa atalanta (red admiral)
Lineage: Eukaryota; Metazoa; Arthropoda; Insecta; Lepidoptera; Nymphalidae
Product: GATA zinc finger domain-containing protein 14-like
Exons: 1
Coding region: 78-1241 (387 amino acids)
Source: RefSeq, a predicted model, not a curated record
GGUGCGGUCAGUCGCAUCUCGUAGCACACGGAAUAGCUGCGUGUUUGCAUUUGUGUAUUGUUAAAAUUGUGUGUAUUAUGGAAACAAAACUGUUUAUUUUUUUGGUUGCUAUCUCUGCGUGCAACGGAAACAUUGAUUUGGGUACUAUAAUAUCGUCAGCACAUUCAAAAUUACACGAUGUUGCUGGUGGUAUCAUUGGUGGUAUUGCUCAAGGACUUCAUUUAAAUCGCGAAGAAAACCAACCUAAAAAGGCACCUCAAGAGACCAUUAUAGUGGUCGUUGAAAGUGAAACUAAUCCGAACGAACAACAUCGACCUCCUGGCAAUCAUAGGCCACUUCCAAAUCAACAAAGACCUCCCUUCAAUAACAACGGAGCUUAUGGCCAAGGAUUCAAUGAUUAUAGGCCCCAUCAACAAGGAAGACCACAGCAUCAGGGAAAUGAAAACUUUAACAACAACGGUAAUUAUAAUAAUUUUAAUCAAGGCUACCCCAAUAAUUAUGGAUAUAAUGGAAACAAACCAAAUAGAUACCCACAUCGUCCGAACGAAGGAUAUAUGAAUUAUGGAAGACCGCAAUAUCCUCCACAACAUAAUGGCAAUAAUAACUUCAAUCACCAUAACAAUGGUAAUAACAAUUACGGAUAUAAUCCCAAUUUAAAUCCAGGGAAUAUUAAUAACGGUAGACCUAAUCAACCAAACCUAUAUGAUAAUAAUAAUCAAAAUAAUAACAAUGAUUACGGUAAUGGAAAUAGUAACAACGAUAGGCCUAAUCGACCAAACCUAUAUGACAAAGAACAGCAAAAUAAUAACAAUAAUAAUUACGGGACUGGAAAUAAUAACAACGGUAGACCUAAUCGACCAAACCUUUAUGACAAAGAACAACAAAAUUAUAACAAUAAUAAUUACGGAAAUGGAAAUAAUAACAACGGUACACCUAAUCGACCAAACAUAUAUGACAAAGAACAGCAAAAUAAUAACAAUGAUAACGAUAAUAAUAAUGGAAAUUCAGAUGGCAGCUAUUUAAAUAAUCGGCCAACCACUGAAUUUUCAACAAAAAAACCAAGCUUUACCGUCGCACCAACCGUGACAACGAAGACACCAGACAAUGAUGUUCCAUUGUUUAUACCUCUUUUACCAGAUGAAAAUAUUAAAGAUAAAAAUGUUACAGAUCCCAAGAGGGAAACUGAUAAGGAUAAAGAAGAAGAAGAAGAUUUUGAAUUAGACAUAAGGAUUAAAGACUAAGGCAGAACAAAUAUUCUGCUUAUAUCUUUUGAUUAAAACUUCAAAUUUAAAUAUAUUGCCUAGAAUAUUAUUUUACUUUUUUAUAGUAACAUGAUAAACCGCAAAAUGAGUAUUAUGUUAUUUACCUAUAAACUAAUUUGUAAUUAAUAUUCUACUCCGCCUUUACAAUACAGAUUUGUAUAUAUAUUGAAAAAAUAAUAACUUUUAUUAUAUUUGAGAAAAUAUUAUUAUUUUUUCUAAUAAAAACUAUUUUAGUAAAUAAGUAAAGAUUUAGUAUAGUUUUACGCAAUAAUAUAUAUUGCUCUAUAAUAUAAUAUAGAGGCAGAUAGGAACUAUUAUAUAAACAUUUAUUCGCAGUGUUAGGUUUUGCAUUUAAAUUUCAAACUACUAAGAAGCAAGGCCGAAUAAAUAAUUUAAACCUCGUCACAAUAGGAUUUCCCCCAUAUGUUUAUCACGACAUCAUUAUAAAUAUUAUUUCUUCAUGUAUACAAAAAGCGUAGCAUUACCUGCAUAAGACGUCGCUUACUUGGUUAUUACACAUCCAACAGUUUUCUAACAAAGACAUUUUAUCUAAAAAAUCUUUAUUCAAAACAAUACAAAAUAUUACAUACAAUUCUUUUAAUUAAUCUAGUGAUUCAAGGAAACCAUUACAUCAUGUUGGGUUUGCAUAUUUUCCUGGUUUUGUCGACAGUAAAUAAUAUUGUCAGUCAAGAAGUAGUUGUGUCGCAAGUAACUCGAACUGAGACAGUUAUUGUGAAAUCAAGAAGUUCAAGUCCUAACCAGGAAAAGAGGUUAAUAAACAUUGAGAAUACAGGAUUGCCUCCGACGAUUUCAUCAUCUAAUAAAAAGUUAAUAAACUUCCAUAAAUCGUCUAAAGAAAACGACAACAAUUUAACAUUAUUGUCACCUAGUAUUCAUUUGGAAAAUACAAAAAUUUAUAAUCCUCAAACAAUACGAAAUAUGUCUGAGAAGUCGAAUCAAAACAAUACAAGUAAGUUACCAUCAAGUCAAGUCAAAUCAAGCAAUAGUAAUGAUAACCCGGAUAAAGUCAAGGUCAAGCCUUUAGAUUUAUUCCCGGUGAAUUCAAUCAAUUCAGCAAAUUCUACGAUCGACUUCGAGCCUUCAACAAAUAAAACCGUUAUACAAAGCGUUGGGAAAGCAAGUGAUUUAGAAGGUGCAACAGAAAACAGUCUUCAUAAUGUAACAUUCCAAACUAAAUCAGCGUUUAAUGGUGACAACUGUCCAACGGGCUAUGUAAAGGUAAAUGGGCAAUGUGUUAUGCCUGAUUUAUAACGUUUUACACAGUGUAACUCCAAUUCUAACUAAGCAAAGAGCUGUAGUGACUUGCAUUUCGCAUAAAAUUCACGGUAUCGUACAUAUGGUAAUCAUUGGUAAUACUUAAUUAUAACGUAUUGUAAUAAUUCUUUUUGCGGGCAUUAUAAACAGGAUAUUAUACAGCUAUGACAUAAUGUAGUAUUAUAUAUUAUUAUAUUUGUUUUUUAUAGUUUGAAAGGAGAUUGCAAAAAAAUUAGCAUAAUAAAAAAAAAACUUUACCUAUUGCUGGGUACUUAUAAAAUGUUAAUUAUUAAGAAUUAAUAAUUAUCUACAUUCUACGCUCUCUAGAAUAUUGUUUUACACCAAAUUUUACUAGAAAAUAAUAUUAUACCUGAAUGUAAUGUUAAUCCAUUUUAAAAGUAAGAUUAAAUGUUAAUCUUACUUACACCUACUUAAAAAUAUAUGGUCUUGCUUAUAUCAAUUAAAUAAUAGUUCUCCUAUUUACAAACUUGGAAUAUCUUUUAGAUUUAUAAACUUACAAGAUAGCAAAUGUUAAAAUAUGUAAUUCUAAUUGCUCUUUUCUAAUUUAUAUAAGUCGACAUAACCGAUUAAAGCAAUACUUCUAUAUAUUUUAUUAACAUAAGUAAAUGUUUGUUCUUGUAUAUAUUACACAUAACACGUACAUAUAAUAGUUUAAAGUUUUUUAUGUGUCUUAGUGUAUUUAAUCUAAAAUAUAGAUUCAAAUCUUUGUUGAUGCUUUUACAAAGCAAGAUCAUUACGACUGAAUGAAACAAGUUAAAAUAUAUGUAACUGGUUUUCUAUGUGAAACACAAUUUUAUUGCUAUUUGAAAUAACGAGUAGAAAAUUAUCUAUCUAUUAUAUUAUAAUUAAACGAAUACUAUUAUAUCUAAUAAAGUACAUAAGCAAAUUAAUAUUACAAACUUUAAAAAAAAAUAGGUCUGUAAUACCAUUUUUUAUGUAAACUGUUUUUUAUCUACCUUAUACCAUAUCUAAUAAAUAAUUAAUCAAUGAGUCUCAACGCGAUAAUACACUAUUAAUUUCAUCUGCUUACUUUGCAAUUAUAAUUUAAAUGGCAAUCUUAAUUUUGUUUAACAUAAUAAGCAAGCUGAAAUUUGGUGUUAAAUAAAGAAUAGAAACUGUAAAUGUAGCUACAAAAAAACAUGUUUUGACUCUGUGAAGCAUCAAGCAUCGAAAAAUAUACAAUGCUUUAAAUAAAUAAACGCACUAUUAAGCUUAAAACUUC